Fusarium fujikuroi IMI 58289 is the source of this 1599-nucleotide messenger RNA. RefSeq lists its product as uncharacterized. Lineage: Eukaryota; Fungi; Ascomycota; Sordariomycetes; Hypocreales; Nectriaceae. The transcript has 4 exons. Bases 1 to 1599 code for a protein of 532 amino acids. Gene Ontology annotation, molecular function: DNA-binding transcription factor activity, RNA polymerase II-specific; transcription cis-regulatory region binding. The record is from RefSeq and is a predicted model, not a curated record. Gene Ontology annotation, biological process: regulation of DNA-templated transcription. Gene Ontology annotation, cellular component: nucleus.
AUGUCCUUACUCCCCGGCAACGACCCCAGCUCGCUUGCGUCUGUCCUCGCUGAUUCGGAAGCACCUCCAUCCUCCGGGGCUCCAUCACCAAGUUUUGAGCAAUCUACUGUUGACAACGUGAUCCACGAUAUUAUGUCCGUACAGCAGGCGGACCUUUUAGUCGCAGAAAAUCGUGAAACCUUUGCUCCGAGGUUCCCUUACGUGAUCAUACCAGAGGGCGUAACGUCACUCGCCCUCCAACAGGCAAGCCCCAUGCUCCUCUUGGCGAUCCUUACCACGACGUCCUGGAAGCUACGAGGCCAGCAGGAUCAUCUGAAUCAAGUAUUUCUCAAGGCACUUGGUACUAAACUCGUCCUAGAAGGUGACCGAGAUAUGGACCUGUUGAGUGGAUUGAUGGUGUACCUCAAUUGGAUUCACUUGCAUACAACACCAAAGACACAACAAGCCUACCGUCUUGCGUCCAUCGCAGCAUCGAUGGCGGUUGAGUUUGGUAUUACUCAGCGGCCCGGAAAAAACAAACAUCAGCAGUUAAAUGUCGAGGCCUUUGUUGAAAGACCUAAGGGCUUGUCCGCAGUUGAUGCGGAACUUUGGGAUCCCGUUGCUAGACGAGCCUACCUAGGCUGCUAUCAAAUGACUACCUGGUAUUCAAUAAUGACACGGAAGUCGAGUCCGUUGAUAUAUAACGAUUAUCUAUACGCAUGCGCCCAGUCUCUUGCUGCCGCAAAGGAAACCCCGUCAGAUCUAGACCUUGUUUUCCAUCUUGAGGUUGCUCGCGAGGCCGAGAAGGCAUAUACCUUCUUCAACUACACCGACAUCCAGCAGACUCAGUUCAUGGGUGAGCAGCAGAUACAGGUAUACCUAAAUGCAUUCUCCGUCAAAGUGCAGGACUGGCAACUCCGCCUCCCAUCCUCACUUGCCCAAGAUCCCUGCCAGCAAAUCUGGCCCUGGCUUUUAGAAGCUUUCGUCCGGGAAUUGUGUUUGUCAGGGAUGGCACGAAGUACUGAUUUCUCCAUGGCUCGGAUCCGCAUUCUUAUGGACGCGCUCACAAGCACAAAGGGCUAUUUCGACACAUUCCUAGCCAUUCCUCCGGAAAGCAUCCCCAGCCUACCAUCCACACAUUGGGCUCUUUUGAGUUACUCAAUCCUUCUUACAGCUUCAAUAUCUCUAUCGACACAGACGCAAGGAUGGAGCAUUGAAUCCGCCCGCUCUGUCAUAAAGCUCGAUGCAUAUAUCGAGGCUAUCACACUCCGAGUGAAGGAACUCUCGUUGGGGAUGGGUUCGUCGGAGCACCUGCGUAACUGGUAUGGCGACGCCCUCGUGGGCUGGGAAGCGAUCAAGAUGCGUUACCUCGCCGCAUGCCAAGAGUCGCUAUCUCAAACAGACUCAUACUCGCAAUCGGCUACCUCGCAAGUUUCACAUAGGGCGGUGGAGCAGAGUGAUGGGCAUGGUCCUCAAAGUGGUCCUAUAGCCCAUCUUCAGGGAGGACCUAGUCAAAGGGAUAUGGCUGAGAACUCUAUCAGACCUAUGACCGGACUGGAGGCAUUUGACUUUAGUGCAGAUACUGGGCUGUGGCUUAUACCUGAAUUUAAUUAUUUAUGA